CUGAUGAUUGCAGUGUUGGAAAGACUGAGAUUUCUUUUUAUUUUAUUUAAUGUUAAUUAUAAUUUUAUGGUUGUUUGAUCAAUUGUCUUACAGUUUCUGUUGAGAGUCAGUGGGGGCUUUACUUGUUUGCUGACAGAUUAAUACAACAUGAGUGUCCUCCUCUUCAUGGACCAUGGUUUGCCUUUGCCAGAUUUAUGUCUUUGUGCUCAGAGAUACUUUUUUAUUGUCCCUUCCUUUUAGAUUCUUUGCAUCUGGAUGUGUGGAGCAACAACUUGGCUGAUGUUAGCAGAAGAAAAGAGAGGGAGAGGAAGGCUAGAAAAGACCAGGAAGAAUCGUGUCGGAACAGUUUACCUACACACAUACCUGAGUUGUUCAUGAUGGAGUCUGCUGUUGCUGUACUGGUGUCCCAGUUCAAGGCGUAUGCUGGCAGUGAUGGUUCCUCUGACACACUGAGCAGAGACGAGUUCCACAGACUGGUCACAUCGGAGCUCCCCAACAUGGUCAAGAAUGCUGGUGACCCUGCUGUUGUUGACCAACUUAUGAGCUCAUUGGACAAGGACAAUGAUGGAGAGCUCAGCUUCCUGGAGUUCUGGCAGCUGAUUGGACAUCUUGCGAGCAAGCAUGGGGGGUUCAGCCAAUAGAGUGCCCCCAGAUACUCUGUAACAGUUCCACGUGUGUUAACUGAUUUGUAGUCAUACAGUUACGAGAAAAAAAAUGGGAAAUCAGCCAAAUGGAAAACACCCUAAAGUUUAUUUCAACUGCAUAGUGUGUUUUUAUCAGUGUUCUGCUUUUCUUUUCACCCUGUUCUCUCAGCAGCUGCUGCCAAACUGGCACACACACUGUCACAGAAUACUAUUGAAAGAUUUCAGCAGUUUUAAAACCAGCCCAGUCUGUUUCAUACCACACACGCACACACACACACACUCACACACACACACACACACACAAACACACACACACACACACACACACACACACACACACACACACACAGCUGCUUGUGCUUACAGGUCUGUGAGGGUGUUGUAGAAUGCAUUGUCUGAAAGCUGAGAAUGUGUGUAUAAGCAUUAUGUGUUCUUGGCUUGUCUGACUCUUGGAAACAGGCCUCUUGGUGUUUGUCAUCUCUCUCUCCAGGGCACAAACAGAGGUGUGGUGUUGGCAGAACAAAAUUUGCCUUAGUAAGGCUGGAAAUAAAGUGUACAUGAAAUGUAAACACGUGGGUGUCUCUUGCUUCUCAGGCCUUCAUUUGUUCAUUUGUUCAUUUGUUCAUUAGUUUUAUUUUUCUAGUGAGCUCUAUCUUUAAAACCUUUCCACAAGUGAGUAAAGUUUCAGGGUGUGGUUUGAGUACAUCUGUGUGUUGGGAAAGCUUUGAAGACGCGCGCACUCAGUCAUGAGCGCGUGCUUGUUCUUACACGUUGGGAGAAAGUAUCUGCUAGGAAAAAAAAAAGUAGAGAUGAAUGUGCGCGUAAAUAAUCAAAACAUUUUUGUAAUAAACCACAUUAUAAAAACUUUCUGUGUUUUGUUGAGCAGCGGAAAUGUUUGUAAGAAAAU
Messenger RNA from Seriola aureovittata, 1551 nucleotides. Its product is annotated as protein S100-A13-like. Gene Ontology annotation, molecular function: calcium ion binding; transition metal ion binding. The record is from RefSeq and is a predicted model, not a curated record. Bases 195 to 641 code for a protein of 148 amino acids. The transcript is spliced from 4 exons. Gene Ontology annotation, cellular component: perinuclear region of cytoplasm. Lineage: Eukaryota; Metazoa; Chordata; Actinopteri; Carangiformes; Carangidae.